Messenger RNA from Cryphonectria parasitica EP155, 1485 nucleotides. RefSeq lists its product as uncharacterized. Gene Ontology annotation, cellular component: plasma membrane. The coding region runs from base 1 to 1293 and encodes 430 amino acids. NCBI's taxonomy places the organism in Eukaryota, Fungi, Ascomycota, Sordariomycetes, Diaporthales, Cryphonectriaceae. Gene Ontology annotation, molecular function: transmembrane transporter activity. The record is from RefSeq and is a predicted model, not a curated record. The transcript is spliced from 3 exons. Gene Ontology annotation, biological process: transmembrane transport.
AUGUUGAAGGUGGACGAUGGAGAGGUGUACGAAUCACACCCGGAAAAACAUCCAAAAUGGUAUCAGAGAAUUCUCGAUGUUGGGUUUGAGGAGAAUGGCAUCAAACCGGUGCCUUUAGAGAAGAGGACCGACAAGAGAUACUGGAAUCUCUUUACUGUCAUGUUCACGGCUCUCCUGUGUAUCCUCCCCCUCCCAACUGGCAUGCUAGCCACCCUCUCCUACGGGAUGAGCCUUCGAGAUGCCUCCCUCGUGAUUCUCUUCUUCUCUAUCCUCACCUGCAUUCCGCCCGCAUUCAUGGGUGUAGGAGGAACACAGACAGGUCUUCGGCAACAGAUUCAAGCACGGUACUCUUUCGCGUCUCUCCUAGGCUACCGAGCUCUGCACAUCUUCAACACCUGGUCGUGGAUCCCCAACCUCAUCUCCAUCAUCAUCGCUGUAGGCUGUGGUGGCCACAAUCUGCACCUCCAGUCUGCUGUGGCCCCGGCCACAGCCUCCCAGGUCAUGUCCUUCGGCGCCCUGGUAGCGGGCUACUUCCUCACCUUUGGCGGAACGGUCUCUGACUAUUCCAUCUACCACGACCCGCGGUCCAUGAGCAAGCUGACCGUGUUUGCGAGCUACUACCUGGGCAUGUUUGUCCCGUCCGUGCCCCUCCUCAUUCUGGGCGCGGCGAUCGGUGGUGCUGUCCCCAAUGUACCCUCCUGGAACGCCGCGUACGAGAGUAUCGGCAUCGGCGGCGUCAUGUACGAGAUGCUGACGCCGGCUGGUGGGUUCGGCAAAUUCAUCCUGGUUCUGCUCGCGUUGAGCGUCGUCGGCAACAUCGCCAUCAGCAUGUACAGCGUCGCCCUGAACCUGCAAAUGUUUCUCCCUUUCUUUACACGCAUCCACCGUUUCAUCUUCAUCGUUGCCACCUUCGCCGUCAUGAUCCCCUGCUCCGUCCGCGCCGCCGAGGCCUGGGAGGAGAGCCUGGAGAACUUCCUCGCCCUGAUCGGCUACUGGGCCGGCUGCUUCGACGCCGUGCUCAUUGAGGAGCUGAUCGUGUUCCGCCGGGCCGACUACAGCUCGUUCGACCAUGCCAACUGGAACGUUGGCAGAUUGCUGCCCACAGGUGUGCCGGCGCUGCUUGCGAGUAUCAUCAGCUUCGGGCUGAUCGUCCCCGGCAUGGCUGAGGUGUGGUACACGGGGCCCAUCGCCAUGAAGACGGGCGAUAUCGGGUUUGAGAUGGCCUUUGUGGUCACGGCGUUGUUUUAUUUUCCGCUGCGGUGGCUGGAGAUCAAGUGGAGGGGAAGGGUGUGAUGUGUAGUAUGAAUUUCCUCCAGAUUUUCGGAAACGUACUCAAAUUGGUCACAUCUUUCACGGUUGUUUUUCUUUUUUUCUUUCUGAUUUUUGCAUUCCAUUCAUGCGUCUGCAUAAGGAUACCCUUGCGCAUUGCCGCACGAGCGUUGCAUAGUGAGAUCUGAUUACGAAGAGAAUUCAUCUGUUCUGUAG